AUGGCUACAAAGGUACCACAAACUAUCCGAGCUGCAUUAAUUUUGGCUAGAAGUCCAAUAGUGGUUCCUGAUCUAACAAAAUUUGAAUCUCAAUACAUUAAAUAUAAAUAUGAAUUGGAGAAGAGAUUGAUGUGGACUUUCCCAGCAUAUUAUUACUUUAAAAAAGGUACAAUGUCUGAAUACAAGUUUCAAAUUGCUCAAAAGAAGCCUAUUUCAAAACAACCUGGGGUCUGGUAUCCUCAAGGUAUUCCAGAUAUCAGGCAUGGAAGAGAAAGAAGUACUAAACAAGAAGUUAUAAUACCUAAAGAUGAAAAUCCAGCCAAUGAUACCAGUAUAAGUAGACCAGUGGUUAAAAACUCAAUCAUCACUAAAGCUGAUGAAUCUAAUGAUACUACAAGUUUGGAAAGACAAUUAAGAAAAACUUUAUACCUACUAGUUAAAAUUAAACCUAACGAUGAGUGGAAAUUUCCUUCAUUUGAAGUCAAUUCAGAUUAUGCAUUGCAUGAAGUGGCUGAAUCUGGUUUAAGAGAUAUUGGUGGGUCUAAGAUUAAUACCUGGACUGUUUCAAGAAAACCUGUUAAGGUUUUAAAAGAUAAAAAUGAUGAAUCAUUGGAAUUCUUUAUUAAAUCAAGGAUUCUGACAGGUGAGUUUGUUCCUAAGAUGAAGGAUAUUGAAUUUAAAUGGUUGACUAGAGAUGAAAUUAAGGAUUUUGUAAAAAAAGAUUAUUAUGACAACACAGAAUUUCUUUUAGAUAAAUAA
Messenger RNA from Arxiozyma heterogenica, 759 nucleotides. It is a transcript of the gene MRPL17, whose product is annotated as mitochondrial 54S ribosomal protein mL46 MRPL17. The transcript has a single exon. Bases 1 to 759 code for a protein of 252 amino acids. Gene Ontology annotation, molecular function: structural constituent of ribosome. NCBI's taxonomy places the organism in Eukaryota, Fungi, Ascomycota, Saccharomycetes, Saccharomycetales, Saccharomycetaceae. The record is from RefSeq and is a predicted model, not a curated record. Gene Ontology annotation, cellular component: mitochondrial large ribosomal subunit.